AUUUGUAUCCCGGUGCGGACAGAAUUUUUAAAAAUGUUUAAAAUUCAAAUAUUUUCUUUUGUGAGCCUAUCAUUGUACAUGAUUGUUAGUUGUGAAGCAGAUCCUCACUUGUGUCUACAACACGUAGCUGUAAACUACACGGAGAGUAUCCCUAAGGCCAUGGAGGAUUAUGGAAGCUUUUCAAAAUAUUUCACUCAAUUAGGAAUUCCAGCAGGAAGUAAAAAUGUGACCAAAACCAAAAUGGAAGAUCAAUAUCUAUGUUGUCCUGGCUUCAAAAAGUCCGCCGAAGGCAAUUGUGUGGUCGACGAGACCACAACUACGACCACGACCACAACAUCGACUACAGAAGGACACGAUACAACCGAAUCAAUUGAUUCACCCCCAAUGGAUUCUUCUCAUUCUUCAAGCCAGAUUAAACCAUCUAGUCCUGAUAAGGAAGUGAAUAAGAGCCACAAACCACUCAUUUUGGGGCUAAUUUUAGGAAUUUGUCUUGUAAUAAUUGUCACAGCUUCUCUGAUUACUUGGCGAAUUCGCAAGCGCCGAACUGUAUUAGAUAAUGAAAGUCAUCAAGUGAAAUUUGAUGCUGAAAUGCAAAGAGCUCUAAUAUAAAACUUGAACCAAUAGCAUUGAUACGUAUAUAUAAAUUCUUAUCUAUCAAC
Messenger RNA from Drosophila takahashii, 659 nucleotides. RefSeq lists its product as uncharacterized. NCBI's taxonomy places the organism in Eukaryota, Metazoa, Arthropoda, Insecta, Diptera, Drosophilidae. The record is from RefSeq and is a predicted model, not a curated record.